AACCGUUUCAAGAACUGCCGAACAAACAUCUUGCUCGCGUUCUCUCCAUCUGUUGAUAUCUCCGAUCUCCGAUCUAGAUCCGAUUAACAAUGGCGAUGGCACCCGAUGUGUUGUUCAAUUUGAGAAACAACUUCUACUUGGGAGCAUAUCAAGCCGCAAUCAACAACAGCGAUAUCCCCAAACUCACGGAAGAGGAUUUAAUCGAACGAGAUUGCCUUGUGUAUAGAUCCUACAUUGCCCUUGGAAGCUACGAACUUGUGAUUAAUGAAGUCGAUUCAUCUGCGGCGACGCCUCUGCAAGCCGUGAAAUUACUCGCCUUGUAUCUUUCCAGCCCCGAUAACAAGGAAAGCAUCAUUUCAAGUAUAAAGGAGUGGUUGGCAGAUGAUGCCAUUGGGAACAAUCCAAUUCUCAGGCUUAUUGCAGGCACCAUAUUCAUGCAUGAACAAGAUUACAAUGAGGCUCUCAAACACACAAAUGCUGGAGGGACUAUGGAACUAUAUGCCUUGAAUGUCCACAUUUUCCUCAAGAUGCACAGAUCAGAUUAUGCUGAGAAGCAAUUAAGAGUUAUGCAACAGAUUGAUGAGGAUCACACAUUGACUCAGCUUGCAACUGCAUGGCUUAAUUUAGCUGUGGGUGGUUCAAAGAUACAGGAAGCAUAUCUCAUAUUCCAAGAUUUCUCUGAGAAGUACCAAAUGACUAGUCUGAUCCUUAAUGGGAAGGCUGUGUGUUCCAUGCAAAUGGCCAAUUUUGAUGAAGCUGAAUCAUUUUUACUAGAAGCACUCAACAAGGAUGCAAAGGAUCGAGAAACACUGGCUAAUCUGGUUGUAUGCAGUCUCCAUCUUGGGAAACCUUCUUCACGGUUUUUAAGUCAGUUAAAACUGUCGGAUCCAGAACACAUGCUACUCAAACGGGGUUUAACUGCAGAGGAGAAUUUCAACAGAGCAAUACAAACGGUUGCUUAAAGAUGUUGAUUUUUGAAAAGGAAGUCAAUUUUGAAUACUUGUGUGUUUGAAUAUAUGUGACUAAAAGUUCAGAAAAUAAUUGAUUUUUGUUUUUUUUCUAAUAGAGGAAAAAGUAAUAGUUUUGUCG
This is a messenger RNA of Lactuca sativa (garden lettuce), 1089 nucleotides long. Its product is annotated as coatomer subunit epsilon-1. Gene Ontology annotation, biological process: endoplasmic reticulum to Golgi vesicle-mediated transport; intra-Golgi vesicle-mediated transport; retrograde vesicle-mediated transport, Golgi to endoplasmic reticulum. NCBI's taxonomy places the organism in Eukaryota, Viridiplantae, Streptophyta, Magnoliopsida, Asterales, Asteraceae. Gene Ontology annotation, molecular function: structural molecule activity; protein binding. The record is from RefSeq and is a predicted model, not a curated record. Gene Ontology annotation, cellular component: COPI vesicle coat.